AAUCACUUGUAAUGCUCACAUGAUUUUUGUUAAUAUAAGAUUUAACCCGGAGUAUCCAGGAACAGACAAUAUUUUUUGUUUAAAGUGUUUGUGAACUGAAGCUAAUCCAAGACAUCACCAUGAGAUUUUUUCUCCUUUUGGCUUUAGUAACGGUCAGCCUUUUCCUCACUAGCGCUAUACAACCACUUGGAAAAGGCUACAACAGUCACUGCAUGUGUUUGAAGCUGGAGUCCAGAGUGAUCCCACAACACAGCCUGCGCAGUGUAGAAAUCUUUCCUAGAGGCUCCCACUGCAAGAACACAGAGGUCAUUGCUGGCUUGGUGAGUGGAGAAAAGAUUUGCCUGAAUCCUCGGACUGCAUGGGUUAAGAAACUUAUCCAGUUCAUUGAGAAGAAAGAGAGAGUGAUAAAGAAAGCAUAAAGGACAGCAAAAGAUGAAAUAUGGGCUAUAAUAUAUAAUCAAAACAUGCACAUAUUCAGAUCAACCUGUGUGUACUAAUACUAUGGUCCGUUACUACUAGACUAAAUUAUGAUAAUAUUAUGAUUUCAUCAGGAGCCAAUAUGGUGUUUUAAAUUUAGCCUUUUCAUGCUCUUUGAAAUCUUCAAAGCUCUUUUAUCUUAAAAAAAAAUAAUAAUAAACUCCGUUGUCUGUUCACUUGCAAAGCACUUAUGAGGCAAGGAACCUGUGAGCAGUUCAGAUUAGUAAUGGAGUGGGGACAUAAUAUUUACAACAAUACUAAUAUAUUUUGUUUAUUCGUGUCAUGCUUGAUUUAUUUAUAUGAAUGCAGUAUUUAUUUCUAACAAUGUCAAAAAUGGUGGUGUAAUUAGCACGUGUGCCAAUAAUCCCUUACAUCUACACAAGUCCAGUUUCAUAAUACCUGUUAUAUCUGUAAGGCUAUUCAACAAAUCAGUUAUGCUAGUUUUAAACUGAUCUUGUGAAAUACAGCUUAUGAAUCUACGAAUUACGUACAGAGCAUAGUGUCUGAGUUAAACAUAGAAAACAACAGGAAAAAAAAAAAGCAUCGGUGACACACCAAGGAAUAGUAAAACCACCAUCAUCCAUUUGUUAGUCUGCAACCUCCAUCACCGUGUGACCUACUAUAAGAACAAUUGAGUUUUUACCCAAAAUGUGAAUUGUCAAAUGAUUGUCAAAUUAUGUCAUAACCUGAAUUCUUUUGGAAUCCUCAUUUCACAUUCAUUUCACAUUACCUUUUCUAAAAUUGUGCAUGAAAAUAAAUGCAAUAGAAUAAGAAA
Ictalurus punctatus (channel catfish) is the source of this 1252-nucleotide messenger RNA. RefSeq names its product chemokine (C-X-C motif) ligand 19 (gene cxcl19). Gene Ontology annotation, biological process: chemokine-mediated signaling pathway; cellular response to lipopolysaccharide; antimicrobial humoral immune response mediated by antimicrobial peptide. The transcript is spliced from 3 exons. Gene Ontology annotation, molecular function: CXCR chemokine receptor binding; chemokine activity. NCBI's taxonomy places the organism in Eukaryota, Metazoa, Chordata, Actinopteri, Siluriformes, Ictaluridae. Gene Ontology annotation, cellular component: extracellular region. The record is from RefSeq and is a predicted model, not a curated record. Bases 120 to 419 code for a protein of 99 amino acids.